AUGCGGCAUCAAAGUCGAUAGUCGAAACGGAAUCAGAAGUAUCCAUUGAUGUUGAUAACAUUGCAGACGCUGUGCCACAAACUUCGAAAUUUCCAUCGAAUAAGACGAGCAAAGCAGAUACCCGUACAAAUCCAACAAUCGAACGUGAAGUAAAGACCAAUGAUCAUCAACCCAAAUUACCACUUGCCCUGCGUCCGGCACCGGCUUCAGUGAAGAAAAUACGAAUGCGUGAAUUAAAGAAAACGGACACCGAAAUCGAAUUGAGUACAACCAAAUCAGCAUCCACAGGUGAUAAUUCAUCGAAAGGGGCAUCGAAUGAAAAAUCAAAUGAGCAACGACCGCCAAAAAAAUCGAUUUGCAACAAAAGAAAGAGGCUAAUGCACAAAUGUGAUCAAUGCGAUUAUCAAAGUGACCACAAAGGACAUUUCACAAGACAUAUAGAGAUGCAUCAGAAAAAACCAUUUCGUUGUGAAAGAUGCAGAAAGAGUUUCGCAGACCAAGAACUUUUCGAUAUUCACAUGAAAGGUCAUGAGAACCAAUGCACAAAGUGUCUAUCAGUAUUUGGUAACAAAUUGGCUAUGAAAGAACACGAAAAGCAUUGCAAUAGACGAAAUUAUCAGUGUUAUUUAUGCAAAUAUACUACUGUUAAGAGAACUGAUUUUAUGGCGCAUAUGAGUACACAUACUGGUAACAGACCUUUCAAAUGCCAACAUUGUAAGGCUGAUUUCACAACGAACUCUCAUCUAAAGAGACACAAAAAGAAUGUUCAUAAAUUGUCAUAAAUAAAAGAUUUCGCUAGGAUUUCUUACAAUGGCUUAUCAAAACGAUACAUUAUAUUGACGUAUUUUCAGGCAGCUGAUUCAGAAGGCUCCUUUCAAAUCGACUUAAAAUUAAUUAUAAAGCAUAUUAACUAACACAUUUAAUUCAUUUUUGAAUGGAAUAAGAUUGUAAGAGAAAGAUGUAAACCAUAGAAGAUAACAACAAACGUAUUGCUCUUUGAAGCAACAAAAAUAUACAAUUUUUAUUUGA
Contarinia nasturtii (swede midge) is the source of this 1029-nucleotide messenger RNA. Its product is annotated as transcriptional repressor CTCF-like. The record is from RefSeq and is a predicted model, not a curated record. Lineage: Eukaryota; Metazoa; Arthropoda; Insecta; Diptera; Cecidomyiidae. The coding region runs from base 225 to 782 and encodes 185 amino acids. The transcript is spliced from 2 exons.